Phyllotreta striolata is the source of this 1827-nucleotide messenger RNA. NCBI's taxonomy places the organism in Eukaryota, Metazoa, Arthropoda, Insecta, Coleoptera, Chrysomelidae. The record is from the annotation of a GenBank genome assembly.
CGUUGGUUCGGUUGGUGCUUCUUCGAUCCCGAUUCUUUUUUUCUAAAUGUCGUUUCUUAUCGUUCAGAUAUAAAUAGUUUUAUUGAACACUGUCAGUCGUACUUAGUAAAUGCUUCGAGAUGGAGGACGAUAGGGGAUUGUUCAGUGGCACAAAGACCCAAUUAGUUGCUGCAACUUUUGGUACUUUAUUCGCAAUAUCCGAUGGAAUGUCGUACGGCUGGACCGCUCCGAUGGUGCCCUACCUCAUCAGCGAGAAGAGCCACAUCCAAACCACCAAAUUCGAGGCCGAAUGGCUGGAGUCCUGCCUGAUGAUCGGCUCCUUCCUCGGCUUGCCCUUCACCAUCUACCUAGUCGACAAGAUCGGCAGGAAGCGCUCGCUCCUGCUGGCCGCCGUGCUCUCGCUCAUAUCCUGGAUAGUGGUCGCCAGCUGCAACAGCAUGGUGUGGCUGUUCGUGGCGCGCUUCUCCUUCGGCGUCACCGCCAACACCUCCUUCGUCGCGGCGCCGAUUUACGUCGCCGAAAUCGCCGAUCACAAGAUCAGGGGGUUCCUCUCCAGCGUCAUCUACAUCAACAUGCUGCUGGGGUUGAUCAUCGUCUACAGCGUGGGCCCCUACCUGCCCUUCUACGUGUCCCCCCUAGUGGGAAUCGCGGUGCUCAGCUGCGAGCUGAUCGUGUUCCCGUUCAUGCCUGAAACCCCUUACUAUUUGCUGUGCAAAGGCAAGUACGAGGAAGCCAAAAGGUCCUUGAAGUACUUCAGGCCGAACAAAGACAUCACCGACGAGCUCAAAGAUAUCGCCAAGGCGGUAGCUAGGCAAAAGACUGAAACCAGCAGGUUCAGGGAUUUGUUCCUGAUUAAAGGUAACCGUAAGGCCAUACUGAUAAUGGCGAUUUUGGACGCGGGGCAGCAUCUCUGCGCUCUGAGCGUUAUUCUCAUGAACCUGCACGGCAUCCUCGACGCGGCGGGUUCCAUCUACAUGGAUUCCUCCAAGGCGGCCAUCGUGUUCGCUGUCAUCAUGUUCUGCGCGGCUUAUUUAUCGAGCUUGGUGGUGGAUCAGUUCGGCAGGAGGGCCCUUCUUAUCGUAUCGUUGUUGACUACAGGCAUUUGCUUGGGCACCAUCGCCAUCUACUUCAAUCUGAAGCUGAAUGGUUACGACAUACAGAGCGUCAGCUGGAUACCCAUAGUAGCCGUGAUGUUCUACGCGGCUUGCUUUAAAAUCGGAAUCGGCAUCGUUCCCAUUGUUCUUACUGCGGAGAUAUUCUCGACGAACAUGAAGGCUUUGGGUAUGGCUACCUCCGAUCUCAUGUACGUGCUGGGCUCGAUCAUCAGUCUGCAGAUAUACCAGUGGUUGGCUUAUUCGUAUGGGUUGCAUUUGCCUUUCUACUUAUUCUCCCUGUCCAGUUUUGUUAUUGCGAUUUUCACGUAUUUGUACAUACCAGAGACUAAGGGUAAGACGCUUGAGGAGAUCCAGUAUUUGAUGAAGGGCGAGAUACCCAAGUCGAGCUCCUUGCUCAAUCUAAUCUCGAGCAAGUCUUAUAAUACGUUUUACGAGUCGUAAGGGACGUGCGUUAGGAGUUGUUUAAUUUAUUUAUGCUUUUAUAAUUUAUUUUUUUAUCAAAUUUGUGGUUGUGUUAUCCUUUAUUUACACAUAGAUUGUGUGACGGAAUGAAGAAUAAAACUGCUACUUUUGGUACGCGAGUCUGUAAAAACUUGUAGAUAAUUAUUAAAAUUGCAAUAGAAUAAUUUUUUUAGUUUUUUAGGUACUUUUAAAAUGUUUUUAAGUAUAUAGGUAUAAAUAAUUAGGUCUUGUUUUCUUUUAGUUAUCAUUU